CGGACCCCAUGGCCCCGCUGCGCCGGAGCCAGGCACUUCCUGAGCUCGGCGCCCCUCCCCCCCGGGAGGUGAUCAUCCCCUGGGCUGAUCUCAUCCCCCCUUGGACAUGUCCCGCACCCCUAUACAGAUGGUGCUGCAGGGGGUCCAUUGCUGAUGCCAGGCGAUCCCCAGGGAGAUACGGCUGUGCUCCGGCUCAGAGACAGGCCAUGGCUGCCCAGGUGGCUCCCCUAGCUGCUCUCAGGCUCCAGUUCCAGUCCCCACCAGGAUGUGGCCUGGUUCCCAAAGAGGAAGUGGAGGAGCCAGAUGCCCAUAGACCCGUCGACAUGGAGAUGCAUCGUCUGCGCUUCAGGAGGUUCUGUUACCAGGAGGCUGAGGGGCCCCGGGAGGCAUAUGGCCACCUCUGCCUCCUCUCCCGGGCAUGGCUGAGGCCGGAGCAGCGCUCCAAGGAGCAGAUGCUAGAUCUGUUGGUGCUGGAGCAGUUCCUGAGCAUCCUGCCCCAGGAGAUCCAGAGCUGGGUGGGGGAGUGUCACCCCCAGACUGGGGAGCAGGCCAUGGCGCUGGCAGAGGGUUUCCAGUUAGCCAAGCAAAAGCCCAGAAUAUGGCCACAGCAGGAGGAGCCAGUGACGUGGGAGAAGGAGGCUGCGUGUUCCUCCGGGGCAGAGCGGGCAGCGCUGUCCUCAGAACAUGGCAAGAUCUGCAGGGAGAUUAAGGAGGAGGAGGAAGAGACUCUGAUCUCGCCGGCAGGUGCCAGCGCAGAGGAGGGGAAUCCCCAGCAGGAGGGGUCUGUGGAAGCAAAGACACAUGGGACGUCCCGGAGCGCCAAGCAGGGAGAUGCUGGUGGGGCGGGACAGCAGCAGGGAGACCCCCUGGGUAAUGGACUGAGCUCAUCCAGUGAGCAUGAAAUGAGUUUCUCUGGCCUCAAGACUCCAAUGGAGAGGAGACUCGAUCGGUCUGACUGUGCGGGCGAGAACCAAGGUGGGGCGUGCCGGCCACGGGGGGACCCUCCGGCUAAGACCCCCAAGGCCAGGCGCCCCAACGCCUGUGCCGUGUGCGGCAAGACCUUCAGCAACAGCUCCAACCUGAAGAAGCACCAGACCACCCACACCGGGGAGAAGCCCCACGGGUGCCCCCAGUGCGGCAAGCGCUUCAGCCACAGCUCCAACCUGCGCAAGCACGAGCGCACCCACACCGGCGAGCGCCCCUUCCGCUGCCCCGAGUGCGGCAAGAGCUUCCGCGAGAGCUCCAAGCUGCUCCGCCACCAGAACACCCACGGCCGCGAGCGCCCCUUCCGCUGCGCCGAGUGCGGCAAGGCCUUCGCCGACGUGGCCCGGUGUCUGCGGCACCAGGCCCGGCACACGGCGCGGGCCUACACCUGCGGGGAGUGCGGCAAGAGCUUCCGCCAGAGCUCCACCCUGCUGCUGCACCAGCGCGUCCACACCGGAGAGAAGCCCUUCACCUGCCCCGACUGCGGCAAGAGCUUCAGCGUCAACGCCAACCUGGCGCAGCACCGGCGCACCCACACCGGUGAGCGCCCCUUCCCCUGCACCCAGUGUGGGAAGCGCCUCACCCAGAAAGCCACCCUGGUCAAGCAUCAGCGCACCCACCUGCGCGGCGAGGGAGCCGGCGAUGCCGCAGGGCCCAGGCUGGUACAGCACCUGCGGUUCCUCCCGGAGCAGGGCCCUUCACCUGGCCAGAUGUGGGCGAUGCUGCGGCUACAGCUGCGCGCCCGCUCGCCUGCCCCAGGGCCACAGUGGAGGACUGGGGACGUACCUAUGGCUCAGGCACUAGAUCAAUGGUUUUUGAACUGCGGGUUGCGGAACGUCAGGCACAGGGUCGCGGCGACUCUGGUUAGCACCGCCAACCGGGCCAUUAAAAGUCCCAUCGAUGGUGCUGCCCGGCUCAGGGCCCAAGAUUCGAUGGCGCAGCCGGGCAGCCCAUCCCAGGAUGAGAUGGAGCAAAAUACACCCCUGACAGCAGAGAACCAGUCGCCUGCUGAGCAUCCAGAGGAUCCCGAAGCACAGCAGGAAACGGCAGGUACCGGGACGGAGGAGGAAAUUCCCCUGUGGGAAGGACCUGGAGGAGCAGAGCCGCUUGGGCCAUCCCAGAGCCCCAAGGGCUGGGAGGCUGGUGAAUUGGGCCUGCAGAGGCGGGCGAAGCGGGAUGGUGAAGUGGCCCCGCCAGGCCGCUCCUCCCGCGAGGGGCCCAUCAUCUGCGGGGACUGCGGGAAGAGCUUCGCCAAGGACUCGGAGUUCGUCAAGCACGAACGCACCCACACGGGGGAGCGACCCUACCAGUGCCCCGACUGCGGGAAGGGCUUCACCAACAGCUCCAACCUCCUGCGCCACCAGCGUAUCCACAGCGGCGCCAAGCCGUACCCAUGUGCCGAGUGCGGGAAGAGCUUCCGCCACAAGGAGCACCUAACCCGCCAUGGCCGCGUCCACGCCACGGAGAAGCCCCACGUCUGCACCCACUGCGGGGAAGCCUACAGCAGCCGCACCAACCUGCUGCGGCACCAGAGCAGCCACACAGGGGAGCUGCCCUACAAGUGCCCCGAGUGUGGCCGGCGUUUUGGGGAGGCGGCGGCGCUGGCGGGCCACGCAGUGAUCCACAGCGGGAAGCCCCACAUCUGCCCUGAGUGCGGGAAGGGCUUCCGGCGCGGCUCGUCGCUGCGAGAGCACCAGCGGGUGCACACCGGGGAGCGGCCGUACGGCUGCCCGCAGUGCGGGAAGGGCUUCAGCCAGCGCUCCUCCCUAGUGCUGCACCGGCGCACCCACACCGGCGAGCGCCCCUACGUCUGCGGCGACUGCGGGCGCAGCUUCAGCGUGAGCUCUGCCCUCAUCACCCACCAGCGGCUGCACACCGGGGAGCGCCCUUUCCCGUGCCCGGAGUGCCAGAAGCGCUUCAGUGACCGCAAGGCCCUCAAGCGGCACCAGCGGGUUCACACCGGGGAGCGGCCCUACCGCUGCAUUGACUGCGGCAAAGGCUUCAGCCAGAGCUCAGCGCUGGCCACCCACCAGCGCAUCCACACCGGGGAGACCCCGUACGGCUGCGGGGCCUGUGGCAAGCGCUUUGGAGACCUCUCAGCCCUCAAGCGGCACGAGCGCAUCCACACCGGGGAGCGGCCCUACCGCUGCGGCCAGUGCGGAAAAGCUUUCAAGCACAGCUCGGCCCUGGCCCAGCAUGGCCGUACCCACACAGGAGAGAAACCCUAUGUCUGCUCCCAGUGCGGGAAAGCCUUCUCCCAGGGCUCCACCCUCAUCCAGCACCAGCGGGUGCACACUGGCGAGCGCCCCUACCCUUGCCCCCAGUGCGGGCGAAGCUUCUCCCAGGGCUCUGCCCUCACCCAGCACCAGCGCACCCACACCAAGGAGAGCGACCCACUGACAGGGCCUGGCGGGGCCCGGAUCUACCGGGACCCUUUCAUCCAGCCGCGGGAUGAGGACGACGAGGAGGAUGAGGUGGGGGAGGUGCUGGUGCUGCCUCCUGGGACAUGGGACGCGGAGCUGGACGUGCAGAUCAAAGAGGAGCCGGAGUGAUAGAGGCGGGUGGGAGCAGGGUGUUGCUGGCUGCCAUCUGCUGAUUCAGCGUGGCUGGAUUUGGGUGUCACGGGGAGUAGUUGUCUCUGCACCAGGAAUCCCCUCUGCACUGGAGCUGGGGGCAAAGUGCACGGGAUGGGGGCGUCUCUCCUUUCACCAUCCUCCACUCAGCAGGAAUUAUUAACGCUCAUAGGCCCAGUCUGUUCCAGGAGGACUGUCCUGUCACUACCUGGAUCUCGCCCUCUCUGUGCCUUGGUCUCUGCUCCUUCCCCUCUCCCGGGGCCAGCGAGGAGUGGGGGGGCUGCUCCCCACGAGGCAAGAGAGAUGGAUGCUCCAAGGUGAAGGGCAACUCAUUUCCCAGUGCCAUUAGCCCCACCUGAGCUAGUCCCCAAGGGCUGAUGUGUAUGUCGCCAGACUCCCAGGCCUGUCUGUCGUGAUGGGUACAAGGACGUUUUUUAUCCAUUGUCUGUUUUCUACUUCUGUCUGAAAAUAAUAAACCCCCAGUACCUCCCUCA
This is a messenger RNA of Gopherus flavomarginatus (Mexican gopher tortoise), 4051 nucleotides long. Its product is annotated as zinc finger protein 16-like. NCBI's taxonomy places the organism in Eukaryota, Metazoa, Chordata, Testudines, Testudinidae. Bases 9 to 3536 code for a protein of 1175 amino acids. The transcript has 7 exons. The record is from RefSeq and is a predicted model, not a curated record.